Messenger RNA from Eriocheir sinensis (Chinese mitten crab), 3180 nucleotides. RefSeq lists its product as uncharacterized. NCBI's taxonomy places the organism in Eukaryota, Metazoa, Arthropoda, Malacostraca, Decapoda, Varunidae. The transcript has 6 exons. The record is from RefSeq and is a predicted model, not a curated record. Bases 510 to 1805 code for a protein of 431 amino acids.
GGAGGAGGAGGAGGAGGAAGAGGGCAUUGAGAUCAGGAAGAUAACCAAACAUAACAAAAUAAAACUCCAGGAAUUUUAUCUCCAAACAAAACACAAAGAAAUUUAAUGUGGUGUGUGUGUGUGCGUGUGUGUGUGUAUAUAAUAUGUAUUUUUUGGUCAGAAUAAAAGAUUGCGUUAAGUAACCUCUUAUUUGCAUGUCCUUACCCGGCUACCUAAAUGUGUGUGCGUGUGUGUGUGUGUGUGUGUGUGUGUGUCAGAGUGGUUUGGGUCAUUGAUAAGUCCAGGGUCGCAUCUAUUAACUAAAUUUCUAUCUCGCUCUACAAUCAUCUCCCUUCACCAUCACUUUUUCAAGAACUUAACCCAGUCAUCAGAGUAGGGGAGAUACCUGUAUAUUCACUAUUUUCAACCCAUCCGCUGCGAUUGGCACGGAUUUCGCCUUCACUGGUAGCCUGGUAACAUACACUCCCAGGUCUUUCUCUGCCUCUGUGGUGGAUAGUGGAGUGUUUCCCAUGUGGUAUUGGUGUGCUGGAUAUCCCUUCACUGGUAGCCUGGUAACAUACACUCCCAGGUCUUUCUCUGCCUCUGUGGUGGAUAGUGGAGCGUUUCCCAUGUGGUAUUGGUGUGCUGGAUAUCCCUUCACUGGUAGCCUGGUAACAUACACUCCCAGGUCUUUCUCUGCCUCUGUGGUGGAUAGUGGAGUGUUUCCCAUGUGGUAUUGGUGUGCUGGAUAUCCCUUCACUGGUAGCCUGGUAACAUACACUCCCAGGUCUUUCUCUGUCUCUGUGGUGGAUAGUGGAGUGUUUCCCAUGUGGUAUUGGUGUGCUGGAUAUCCCUUCACUGGUAGCCUGGUAACAUACACUCCCAGGUCUUUCUCUGCCUCUGUGAUGGAUAGUGGAGUGUUUCCCAUGUGGUAUUGGUGUGCUGGAUAUCCCUUCACUGGUAGCCUGGUAACAUACACUCCCAGGUCUUUCUCUGCCUCUGUGGUGGAUAGUGGAGUGUUUCCCAUGUGGUAUUGGUGUGCUGGAUAUCCCUUCACUGGUAGCCUGGUAACAUACACUCCCAGGUCUUUCUCUGCCUCUGUGGUGGAUAGUGGAGUGUUUCCCAUGUGGUAUUGGUGUGCUGGAUAUCCCUUCACUGGUAGCCUGGUAACAUACACUCCCAGGUCUUUCUCUGCCUCUGUGAUGGAUAGUGGAGUGUUUCCCAUGUGGUAUUGGUGUGCUGGAUAUCCCUUCACUGGUAGCCUGGUAACAUACACUCCCAGGUCUUUCUCUGCCUCUGUGGUGGAUAGUGGAGUGUUUCCCAUGUGGUAUUGGUGUGCUGGAUAUCCCUUCACUGGUAGCCUGGUAACAUACACUCCCAGGUCUUUCUCUGCCUCUGUGGUGGAUAGUGGAGUGUUUCCCAUGUGGUAUUGGUGUGCUGGAUAUCCCUUCACUGGUAGCCUGGUAACAUACACUCCCAGGUCUUUCUCUGCCUCUGUGGUGGAUAGUGGAGUGUUUCCCAUGUGGUAUUGGUGUGCUGGAUAUCCCUUCACUGGUAGCCUGGUAACAUACACUCCCAGGUCUUUCUCUGCCUCUGUGAUGGAUAGUGGAGUGUUUCCCAUGUGGUAUUGGUGUGCUGGAUAUCCCUUCACUGGUAGCCUGGUAACAUACACUCCCAGGUCUGUCUCUGCCUCUGUGGUGGAUAGUGGAGUGUUUCCCAUGUGGUAUUGGUGUGCUGGAUAUCCCUUCACUGGUAGCCUGGUAACAUACACUCCCAGGUCUGUCUCUGCCUCUGUGGUGGAUAGUGGAGUGUUUCCCGCCCUAUAGCUGUACUUUCCUGUCUAUCUAAAGCAGGUUCCACAAGGGGUGUUCUUCUGGUGAUCCGCUGUUCUCUCUCAGGUCUCCGGAGGUCCAGCACACUCGGGUUGAAGGAAAUCAUGAAUGCCAAGUCCGCCAGUCUCACGAUUUGGCAUUCAUGAUUCCCUCGACCAGGAUGCGCGGAUAUGUGUUGCCAGUAUGGGUUCUGCAAGGGGCGUUCUGCUGGUGAUCUUCCUUUCCUGAGAAACUUUUGCUGUUGCUACAGACAGCUUUAGAGCUUUCAAUAGGGUCUGGCACAAGUCUUUGCUAUUUAAACUACCCUCCUAUGGUUUCUAUCCCUUCCUCUGUACCUCUGUCUCCAAUUUCCUUUCUGGCUGUUCUAUCUCUGCUGUGGUAGAUGGUCACUGUUCUUCCCCUUAACCCGUCCGCUGCGAUUGGCCCGGAUUUUGCCUUCACUCUGCUCUCUCAGGUCUCCGGAGGUCCAGCACACUCGGGUUGAAGGAAAUCAUGAAUGCCAAGUCCACCAGUCUCACGAUUUGGCAUUCAUGAUUCCCUCGACCAGGAUGCGCAGAAAUGUGUCGCCAGUAUGGGUUCUGCAAGGGGCGUUCUGCUGACUGAGAAACUUUUGCUGUUGCCAGAAAUCUUUAGAGCUUUCGAUAGGGUCUGGCACAAGUCUCUGCUGCCCUGAACCUAACCUAACCUAGCCUAACUUAACCUAACCUCCCUGCACUCGAGAGCAACAGUUAGCGGACCAGACAUCUUUAGAGCAUUUGAUAGGGUCUGGCACAAGUCUUUGCUGCCCUGAACCUAACCUAACCUAACCUAACCUCCCCACACUCAAGAGAAACAGUUAGCGGACCAGACAUCAUUAGAGCAUUCGAUAGGGUCUGGCACAAGUCUUUGCUGCCCUGAACCUAACCUAACCUAACCUAACUUAACCUAACCUCCCCACACUCAAGAGAAACAGUUAGCGGACCAGACAUCAUUAGAGCAUUCAAUAAGGUCUGGCACAAGUCUUUGCUGCCCUGAACCUAACCUAACCUAACCUAACUUAACCUAACCUCCCCACACUCAAGAGAAACAGUUAGCGGACCAGACAUCAUUAGAGCCUUCGAUAGGGUCUGGCACAAGUCUUUGCUGCCCUGAACCUAACCUAACCUCCCCACACUCAAGAGAAACAGUUAGCGGACCAGACAUCAUUAGAGCAUUCGAUAGGGUCUGGCACAAGUCUCUGCUGCCCUGAACCUAACCUAACCUAACCUAACCUAACCUAACCUAACCUCCCCACACUCGAGAGAAACAGUUAGCGGACCAGACAUCAUUAGAGCAUUCGAUAAGGUCUGGCACAAGUCUCUGCUGCCCUGAACCUAACCUAACCUAACCU